Messenger RNA from Acromyrmex echinatior (Panamanian leafcutter ant), 893 nucleotides. Its product is annotated as tubulin glycylase 3A-like. Gene Ontology annotation, molecular function: ATP binding; metal ion binding; protein-glycine ligase activity, initiating. Gene Ontology annotation, biological process: protein polyglycylation; cilium movement; cilium assembly. Gene Ontology annotation, cellular component: microtubule cytoskeleton; axoneme. Lineage: Eukaryota; Metazoa; Arthropoda; Insecta; Hymenoptera; Formicidae. The record is from RefSeq and is a predicted model, not a curated record.
GUAUCACCUGCGAGAAGAAAUCGAGUCUGUAUCAAGAUUUUAAAUCUAACUUAGUCGCAAGAUCUCCGAUGACGAAAAAGAAGUCAAUAGUACAUAGCAACAUUGGGCCAGUGAUUGUCGAUCUCAUCGAGGAACUGGAGAUUCAGCUCGAUCAAAAAUUGUAUUCUUGCAACACCAAUUCGCCGAGGAAGUCGAAACCAGCACUUCCAGCAACUGCACCGACGAAGCCUUUAAAGGCGAUUUCUGAUGAGAAAACGAAAACUAUGACAAAAAGUACUUCAGCAGAUCUAUCAACAACACCUAUCAACAAAACAAAAUCACUUACUCCGUCCAAAAAAACUAACACUCAGACCCACACUAAAUCUUCGAAUAACGAAAAAAGAUCUUCAUAUAAACCGGCGCGAAAGUUACGCAUGUCCACUAACACUGCAGGCAACAAAUUGGAUACAUCCUCGAGACAAACGUUGAUCUCGAAAAUCAUGGCAAUGAACAAGCCGCCUAAAUCCGAGAAACCAUUGAAAAAAAAUGAGGACAAGAUCAUCAAAACCGCGAUACGAGAUGCCAUGAAAAAGUACAAAAGAAACGUGACUAUUCGGCCAGAAGUACCGCUACUGCCUUCUCUACUUACACCGCCAAUUGUGAAAGUCACAUCCGUGUCGAUGACGAAAAGCAAGAGUCGCAGCUUCCCUAAAAAACAAACGCAUAAAAAAAAUAAAAUUUUAACAGACAUCUCCGAUAUGUACGCUGUCGGUUUGAGUCUAACCAAAUAAUCGAAAACAACCUGUCAGUCACUCGUUGCUCGUUAUUUUUCUCUUUACUGUUGAUCGAUUCUCUAAUUCUAUCUACAAGUAAUAUAUGUAUACAACUAAUAAAUGUUACAAUUAUACCCCUAA